Messenger RNA from Olea europaea var. sylvestris, 924 nucleotides. Its product is annotated as WRKY transcription factor 55-like. The record is from RefSeq and is a predicted model, not a curated record. The coding region runs from base 1 to 924 and encodes 307 amino acids. Gene Ontology annotation, biological process: regulation of DNA-templated transcription. Lineage: Eukaryota; Viridiplantae; Streptophyta; Magnoliopsida; Lamiales; Oleaceae. The transcript has 3 exons. Gene Ontology annotation, molecular function: DNA-binding transcription factor activity; sequence-specific DNA binding.
AUGGAAGAAACCAUGGUAUUAAUGUUGUAUGGAUCUAAGUUGGCUAAAGAUAUUGAAGAAAACCUACCAAAUUUAUGUAAUCAACCUGAUAUUCUUGUUAAAUCAUGCGAUGGAAUCAUUGGUGUAUUCAGUAACCUUAAAGAGUUACUGUCUCAUGGACACAUGAUUUCUGGGGGGUCCAAUGAAUUACAACAAACUGACAACAUUGGUGCAGGAAUUCAAGAAUGGUUAAAAACUGGUGGCAACUGUUAUCAUCAGGCAAUGGAUUUGCAUAAUGCUCAAACAGUUUUGGGCAAUUAUCCGAGAACGUAUGGCUUCUCGGAAAGUUGUACUAACAUGAAAGUUGUAUUAGGACGGCAAGAAUCAGGUUUAGAACUCAUGAUCAGUGGAAGAAAUGUGGAAAGUUCUGUGGGUGGCAUUGGAGGGGAGAUCAUUCAGCCAGUAGAUGUGGAUGCAUCAGAUUCCGGCAGAGCUUCGUCUUCUCAAUGCAAGAGAAGAAGAAAGGAUGAUGGUCAUAAAAUUAGAGUCAUAAGGGUGGCUGCUCCACAAAUGGGAAAUCUCGAUCUUCCACCCGAAGAUGGUUAUACUUGGAAGAAAUAUGGUCAAAAGGAGAUUCUUAGAUCCAGAUAUCCAAGCACUUCAUCGUCUGUCAUCACAACCCACUGGCUCUCAAUGGAUAUCAAACCAUCGGUACUGGAACCCACAACCUCAAUUUCCAAUGUGCAAAUGUUUCAUGAACCAGGCGGAACUAGAAGCACCACGGCAGGGACAUUAGCCUCCGGCCAUUUUCCCGAAUACCAGGCGCUGCCGGUGGCAGAUAUGGCUAAUGCCAUGUUUAAUUCCGGUAGUAGCAGCAGUAUUGGAAUAGAGAAUAUCUUCUCUUCCAUGGAGGAUAAAUGGAAUACAGGAGAAAACAAAAACUGA